AAAAGACAUUUUUAAAGAAAAGAAGAGCCAAGAAAUCUUUCACCUGCACUCAGUGUGGAAAGAGUUUCCCAAACAAAUGUAAUUUUGAGCGUCACAUGAGAGCUCAUGCUGGAGAGAAGCCGUUCACAUGUGAUCAGUGUGGGAAGAGCUUCUCAAGGAAAGAUAGUCUUGAGCGUCACAUGACAGUUCAUCCUGGAGAGAAGCCGUUCACAUGUGGUCAAUGCGGGAAGAGCUUCAGAAACAAACCUAAUCUUGAUGUUCACAUGACAGUUCAUACUGGAGAGAAACCACACACAUGUGAUCAGUGCGGAAAGAGCUUCACACAAAAACCUAAUCUUAUACGACACAUGAAGAUCCAUACAGGAGAGAAACCACACUCAUGUGAUCAGUGCGGGAAGAGUUUCGCACAAUCACCACACCUUAAGAUUCACAUGAGGAUCCACAACGGAGAGAAGAAGUUCACAUGUGAUCACUGCGGCAAGUCGUUUCUUAGGGCAUCAAACCUGAAGACACACCUGGUAGUUCAUACGAAGGAGAAGCCACAUUCAUGUUCUGUGUGUGGAAAGAGUUUUUCACUGCUCUACAUUUUACAUGUGCAUCAGAAAAUUCAUAAUGAUGUGAGAGACUACAUGUGCUUUGAGUGUGGGAAGAGUUUUACUGCAGCAAGCAGUUUAAAACUUCACCAGAGAAUUCACACUGGAGAGAAACCGCACAAGUGUUCAUACUGUGAAAAGAGAUUCAAUCAGUCAUCAUAUCUGAAAGUACAUGAGAGGAUUCACAGCAGAGAGAAGCCGCACACGUGUAAUCAUUGCGGAUUGAGUUUCUCUUUUAAAAGUCACCUGAAGAUACACAUGAAGAUCCAUGCAGUGGAGAAACCAUAUUACCGUGAUCCGUGUGGGAAGAGGUUCGUUCAGUUAUCAUCAUACGAAAAACAAUUACAAACUACCAGAAAGCAUCUGCAAGAGGAGGACAGAGAGAACACCAGUGAUCCAGAACCUGCAGAAUGAACCAUCACAAUACUGAAGAAAAAAG
Megalobrama amblycephala (Wuchang bream) is the source of this 1032-nucleotide messenger RNA. Its product is annotated as gastrula zinc finger protein XlCGF8.2DB-like. Gene Ontology annotation, molecular function: RNA polymerase II cis-regulatory region sequence-specific DNA binding; DNA-binding transcription factor activity, RNA polymerase II-specific. Gene Ontology annotation, biological process: regulation of transcription by RNA polymerase II. The transcript has 2 exons. Bases 96 to 1007 code for a protein of 303 amino acids. Lineage: Eukaryota; Metazoa; Chordata; Actinopteri; Cypriniformes; Xenocyprididae. The record is from RefSeq and is a predicted model, not a curated record.